This is a messenger RNA of Alligator sinensis (Chinese alligator), 936 nucleotides long. RefSeq names its product olfactory receptor 8S1-like. Gene Ontology annotation, biological process: G protein-coupled receptor signaling pathway. Gene Ontology annotation, molecular function: G protein-coupled receptor activity; olfactory receptor activity. Bases 1 to 936 code for a protein of 311 amino acids. Lineage: Eukaryota; Metazoa; Chordata; Crocodylia; Alligatoridae. The record is from RefSeq and is a predicted model, not a curated record. The transcript has a single exon. Gene Ontology annotation, cellular component: membrane.
AUGGGAAACCAAACCACUGUGACUGAGUUUAUUCUCUUGGGACUUUCCAGUGAUCCACAGCUCCAAAUUGUAAUGUUCUUUGUGUUUUUGGUGAUAUACAUAAUCACUCUAGCAGGGAACACAGUCAUCAUGCUGGUGAUAAGAGCUCAUGCUCACCUUCAUACCCCCAUGUACUUCUUUCUGUCUCAUCUAUCCUUUGUUGACAUCUGCUAUUCCUCAGUCACCAUCCCCAAGAUGUUGGUGAAUUUACUAACAAUGAAUAAAACUAUUUCCGUCAAUGCUUGCUUUACCCAGAUGUUUUUCAUUUUUUUUUCAGCUAGUUGUGAAAGUUUAAUCCUCUCAGCAAUGGCUUAUGACCGCUAUGCUGCCAUAUGUGAUCCCCUGCAUUAUGUGGGAACAAUGAACAAAAGAGUGUGCAGGCAGCUGGUGGGUGGUUCCUGGACAAUAAGUAUUAUGCAUUCACUGCUCAACACAAUUCCUGUAUUACAGCUGGAGUUCUGUGGGCCCAAUGAAAUUCGGCAUUUUAGCUGCGAGCUUCCCCAAAUACUAACGCUUUCCUGCACUGAGACACUUGCCAACAAAAUAGCCCUUCUUUCUUCUGUUCUGGUCAUUGGUUUAGGCAGCUUCCUUCUCAUGCUUGUUUCCUACAUCCAUAUAAUCUCCACCAUCCUGAGGAUACGUUCUGCAGAAGGCAGAAGAAAAGCCUUCUCCACCUGCAGCUCCCACCUCGUUGUGGUAACUUUACUGUAUGUAACAGCCCUUGUCCAGUACAUGAAAUCCAGCUAUGUUUCAUCAUUGGUCCUAGAUCAAGUUUUUUCCAUCCAGUACAGUAUCUUAACCCCCAUGUUAAACCCCAUCAUCUACAGUCUGAAAAGCAAAGAAGUAAAAAUAACUCUUGGUAGAAUAUUAAAACGAUCAAGUUCUCAAAGUAUUUAA